AUGCCGAAAAAUAAAACAUCAUCAGAACUAAUAGAUAGAAUUUUUAUUACUUUUCAAGGUUCAUUAGGUUAUCCUAUAAAAGAUAUAAAAUGUAUUUUAGAAUGCGGAAGAAUUUUAUUGAAUCUCGAUGAAUUUAAAUUUAUGCAUAGUCAUGAAUUAAACUAUUUUAUUAAUCAUUUUAAUUUAUUUAAGUUUAUAUUUAAUAAUCUUUUUAAAACAAAAAAAAAUACUUUAGGGAAACCACUAUUAGGAUUAAAUAAGCAAUAUAUAAUCAAAAAAAAACAUAGGUUUAAUAUAAUUGAUGAAAUACGGUUUCAUGUUGCUAAUCUAGAAAUGAAAAAAUCAAUUUUGCCUUUUAGUCUCGAAAAUUCUACUUUCUUUUUAUUAAAAUUAAAGGACAUUGGGAUAAACAUAAAAUAUGCUGAUCAAAACUCUGGUCUUUAUACAUAUUUUUUUGAGAAAAAAUCAAUUUCUUAUGAAAUACUUGCAUCAUGCAUUUCAUUAACAGUAAGUAUAUAUCAUCAAAAAGUAAUACCAAAAGAAGCAAAUUUUAUUUUAAUACCUAUGAUUACUUUUACAUGUAAAACUGCUAUUAAUCAUUUAGUCGACAAUAACAUAAUCACAAAAAUACCCUAUAGUAUUGAUAUUAUUGCAAAUUCUGUUAUUACUUCACCGUCAGUAAACUUUUAUCAUGAAAAAUUGCUCUCAGUUAUUUCAUUGUUUGGAUCUAUGUAUUCUACUCGUACAUUAAAAUUAUCAAAACUUCAGUUAUUUCAGAAUUCUAUUCUUAAAUUAAACAUGAAUUUCUCUAUUCAUGAUCCAAUAAUUCGGAUAUUAAUUUCUUCUAAAAACUUUUACAAAAAAUUAAAACAUCAAGAAAAUAUAAUGUUUAUACUUAUAUUGUCUAAUAUAUUUUUAAAUAUUCAAACUACAAUAUCUAACAAGGCAUCUAAUUUAUCUUCUAUUAAUUUAGCUAUUCUUUUUAUUUCUCAGAAAUUAUACUAUCAGUCUUUUAAAGAAAAAUAUAGUAUUUUUACUAUAGAAAAUUUUACUUUUCGCCUCAAAUUCGACUUAUUUCCAUUUAAUAAUGUUUCUAUUGGAGCUUUUAAUGAAAACAUGUUUAUUAAUUUAAAUAAUAUUGAAGCAAUCCGAUGUUUGAAUAAUGUGUUUUCAAAUACUUUAUUAAAUAUUAAAUGCAAUAAUUUAAACAAAAAAAAUACAAAAAUAGAAAAUACAUCCUUUUUAUGCAACUUUAAUAAAUUAAAAAAAAUAGAAUGUCGUGGAUCAGAAUUAAGUAUUAUUAUUUCAGGAAACGACCCUGAAGUGAAUUCUGAUCAUAAAGGAAUUUUAUUGAAAAUAAACUCAUGGGAAAUAAGUUAUUAUUUCUCGGAUAUAAGUUUUAAAGAGUCACUUUUUUCCGAAUACAAAGAAAAAAAUCUAUUAAGUUAUAAACGAGAACAUAUUUUAAAAAACUCUAUUUUUAAUAUAAUUUCAAAUUCAAAUGGCAUGUUAUUGUUCAAUGAUUUCAAAAUAUUUGCAAUACAUUCAGAAAAUAUUUCAGAUAUAGAAGAACCAAUCAUAAAAAUUAGAAAACUUAAACUAAUAUUCAAUACUAAAAUUAAUAAUGAAGAUUUUUUAUUAUGCAUUUCAACUGAGGCAGACCAAGUAUAUAUGACUUAUUCUUUACUUAAAUAUUAUACAAUUCUUCUUGCUAUAAACAUUUUAAAAAGAACAUUUUUUCAGAAUAUUCAAAAAACUCUACAAAAUCAUAAUUCUGAGAAUAGUGCACAAAUCAAUAAUUUUCCAUGGGAAUUUGUGUCAAUACAAAUCUAUGUGUCAUCACUAAAAAUUAAAAUCGAAUUACCAGCUGAACAGUUUUUAAUGCUUGAUAUAUAUGAAAUAAAAUUUUCAUAUGAUAGAAACAAAACAUUAUUAUGUGAAAUCGAAAAUACAAUUUUUUAUGUUCAUAGUCCAGUUAUUCAGAAUUUCUGGGAUAGAUUUAUCAAUAUUAAUCAACUUAUAAUCUAUUAUGAAUUGAUCAAAACAUGUUAUGAGAAUACACCUAAAAUAACAUUAUCUAUAGAAGCAAUACGAAUUCGUAUUCCUCAUAAAUUUAUUUUACAUAUGAUGGUAGAAAAUAUACAGAAUAAUAUAAAAAGUGCAAAGCACUUAUAUUAUCAUUUUUUCGCAAAUACAUCUAGUUAUAUUUCAAUAGAUCGGCCUGUUAAAGAAAAAUUAUUAUGUAAAAUUCAGUUAAAAUCCAAUAUUAUAUCUUUCGAAAUAGAAGAUGAUCCAUUUGAAGCAAGACUUGGACUUAUUUGGCGAAUAGGAUUAAUUGAACAAAAGGCUCGAAUUAUGCGUGAGAAAACUUUUAAUAUUAAAACAGAAAAAAUCAGAGAUGACUCUGAUUUAUUAGAUAACAAUGAUCAGAGCAAAUUCGAAAGUGAGAAUGAGUAUUUUUUUGAAAGUUCAUUUGAUAAGCAAGAAUUAAAACAAUCAUAUUAUAAAAAAUAUCCUAUAAAAAAUUUCGAAAAUCUCCAAGAAUUUUCUGAAAAUAAGUUUUCAAACCUACCUUUUACAGCAGAACAAGCAUAUGAAAAACUUCAAAAAUAUAAUUCACAAUCAUGGAUUAGAAAAUUUCAGAAAAUAAAUGAUUUACAAUCUUCUAAAUCAUAUUCAAUACGCCACAAACAUUGGAUAUUAGAUAGUACAAAAUAUUCUACAGCAUCUCAAGAAAACAUUUUACCUCUUCCUACUAGACCUCCUCUUUUAAGUGUACUAUUUUUAAAAGUUGAUCUUGUUUUUGAUAAACCGUCAUUUCCUAUCGAAAAUCUUCAUCAAUUUUUGCAAGAUACAGGUAAAGGUUUACCUUUAGAAACCAAAUUUCUUAUUUUAAUACCUUUUAAUUUAAACUGGAAAAUGACUGAAGCAAAAGUAUAUAUUCGAGAUUAUCCCUUACCAUUGGUUUAUAUUCCUAACUCAAAUUCUCAGUCAGUAAACAUUCCUACCUGGACACUUACGUCAAAUUUAAUAAUUGCAGAACAAUAUCCUGAAAAAGAAGCAAUUCGUGAUGUAAAUAUUUGUAUUAUUCCUAGUAAUACAGAAAAAAAGAGUUCUUCGUUUAAUAUAAAGGUUUCCAGGACAGUAACUCCUAUCAAAAUUUAUGGUAUUGUUGAUGUUAUUAUAAAUACUAUACAUCCUACUCAAAUUACAUGGGGCAUGUCCUUGCAGCCUGCUAUACAAGAUAUUAUGCGUAUAUUUGCAACAUUUUCAAGACGUCAGGAAGAUCUUUAUAAAUUAAGUUUUUGGGAUAAAAUCAGAUUGAAUGUACAUACAUCUUUUAAAUUCAAAUGGAGAGGUGAUGGUAAUGUUUAUUUAACAUUAAAAGGUUCUAGAGAUCCAUAUCAUAUUACAGGUGAUGGUGCUGGUUUUAUAAAAUGCUGGAAAGGAAAUGUUCAAUGGAAUAUUGGUUGUGAUCCUGAUUCUAGAAAUUUUAUGAUAAUAAACAGCGACGAAUUUAUAUUAGCUAUUCCUGAUUUUACACAGCAAGCACGAGAUCUUAUGAAUUGGUCUAAUGCAAUAAUUUCUACAUAUGAAAAUAUAUCUAAUACAUAUCAAAAUAAUAAUAUACAUUUUCAGAAAAUUGUAAUGAAAUUAAAAGGGGGAGUGAAAUGGACUGCGGGCUUAAUGUUUGAGCAACACUGUAGCGAUAUGUGUCAAAAAUGUAAUGGAAAAUAUCAAUGUAGAACAUUUGAUUUUAAACCUCACUAUAAAGUUGUGUUAAAAGUUCCUGAACACUCGUCUUCAGAAAUUACCAAGAAAUAUGAUGCUUUUGAAGGAUUCCGAAGUCAUUAUAUUCAUGGCUCUUUAUCUAUUAUUUGUCCUAUAGAUAUAUCUUCAGUAGCUUCUAAAUCCGUUGAUAGUUUUAAGAGUUAUAAUGCUAUUCAUUUAACACCGAAAGUAUUCAAACAUUUCUUUAAUUGGUGGUCUCUUUUUAACGGAAUAAUGUCUUUUCCUCUUAAAAUUGGAAAAUUGUUUCCUCUUCCAUAUAUAUCAAAAAAGAAAAUUGGCCAUUGUUUAAUGACAUUUAAGUAUAAAUUAGAACUUUUACCGCUUUUUUUGAGUCAUAUAUAUAAUUAUAGGACAGAUUUAGAUUGGGUAGAUAAAACAUUUACUUCUAUAGGCAUAAAGAGUAGAAUUAAACAUUUUACUCUUGAUAUCCAUCAGAAAAAUGAAGAAAAAAAUAUAUAUCUCAAACAGCUGGAUAAAAUUAAGAAAAAUAGAAAUAUAAUUAUAGAUAAAGCUGCAAUAAAUUCAAUUUCUACGGAUUUAAGAGUAAUUUUAUCACGUUUUAAUGAAAUAAAUACAGAAGAUUUAAAUGGAUCUGGAUUUAAUUCUCAAAAAAGUUAUGAUUUUAAAAUAGAUUUUCAAAAAAAUAAUAAAAAUCAUUUUAUUAUAGAUGAUGAUUUAAAAUGGAUAGAUAUAGACGAUUUUAUUGACUUAAAUUUAGAUAUUCCAAUAAAAGGUGGACCAGUUUUUCAAAUUUUACCUCUUGCAUAUAUUCCACAAUUUAGUUAUUUUCGUGAAACUAAUAAUUAUUAUAAUAAUUUGAAUCCUAGAAAUAUUUACUUUUUACCAAAACAUCAAUCCGAAAGUCAAAACACACAUUUUUGUUUAAACAAGAAAAAAGAUCCAUAUAAUAUUCAAUUUGAGCUUAUUCAAAAACGGCAAACUGAAAUCAUGGAACAAGUGGAUAAAAAUAAAAUUAAAUUAAAUUAUAUAGAGAAUUUUGUUACAAAAAAUUCCAAAGGUGCAAUUUUAAAAUCACAGUAUGAAAAAAUUGUUAAAGAGAAUGCUACCUUGAUUAAUAAAUAUGAUUUUAUUAAUAAUAUUUUACUACAAAUAAAAACAGACCAAGAUGGUAAUUUAGAGACAAAUGAAAUGAAUUUACCUAUUAAUAAUUCUUUUAUUUCAUGUUGUGGUCACGAAAAAUUUCAAAUUAUAUCUGAAAAAACCAUUCCUGAACAAUUUGCUGAUUUCGAUAAUCGUUUUUUUGUUCAUAAUAUUCAAUUAAAAUGGUAUAAUUCUGUAAGGAAUAUUCUACUUGCCUAUAUACAUCAAGUUACCCAAAGGAAAGGUUUUGUUUACUAUAUGUCCCAAAGGGCUGUAAAAUUUAUUACUAACCUUAUUAAAGAACAAAUAAAAAUAGACUAUAAUUUAUCUGUUAUUGCAGAUGAAGAAAUUAUUAAUCAAGAGUUUGAUGAUCAAAAAUUUGAUGAUCAAGAAAUAGAUCAAUUGAUUUAUGAUUUGAUAAAUAACGUUGAUAAUAAUUUUACUAUUAAAGAUGAAAGAACUAAUAAAAAAUCAUUAAGUUUAGACAAUAAUUCUGUUUUUUAUGACGAUUUUGAUUAUAUUUUAUCAAAAAAUUAUGAAUGUCAACAUAGCUAUGUUUUUAAACUAUUUGCUCCUCAAAUACAACUACAAAGUGAGAAAAAUACUCAAGCGAUAGCAAUUAUGACAGCACAAAAUAUGCAAUUAAAAGUGUUUUCCAUAAUGGACAAAAGUAUGACUGACGAUAUAAUAAAUGGUCUUAUACAACAAAAAUAUAUUGUUAAAAUGGAUAAUGCUCAAGUUUUUGUUUCUAAAAAAGAAAAUUUUCUUGAUAAUUCAAUUAAUUUCUUUCAUACAAAUAGUUAUGGUUCCGUUGAAUCAAAUUGGUCUCCAUGGAUACCUCUUGAAUCCAUUUAUGAUUUCACUAAUACACCUAUAGCAUUUACACGUGUAGUAGAUCAAACUUCUGCAUCUUUUAAAUUUAUUAAGUAUAAUCGUCUUCGAUUAAAAAAAAAUAAUAGCUUAAAUUAUAAUGAAAAAUAUUUGUCUGAAAAUUUUGUGAUAGAAUCACCUGAACAAUAUUUUAAUAGCAUAUUUGUCGAUUUUCCAAAAAUUAUUUUUACUGCAAACUCUGAUCAAUAUUAUAUAAUUUUUUUAAUAGUUACAGAUCUUUUAAUAUAUACUGAGCCAACACAAAAAGAAAAAUCUGAAAGAUUGGAAAGAUUAAUGUUAGCUGCAGAUUUUAGUGAUUUAACUGGAACAGCUGAGAUGGUUAUUAAUUUACAAGAAACAAUAAGAAAUUUAGAAGAAAUGAGAAUACAACAUAGACUUUAUUAUGAAAAUUAUAAUACAGAACAUAGAUUAGUUAAAGCUAAAAUAGAGGCUGAAUUACGUGAUUGUGAAGAUGAAUUAUUUUAUUUAAUGAAAUCAAUUGUUGCAUCACAGAAACGUGAAGAUAAGAUUAAUAAAAACGUCGCAUAUAUGUCAUGGUUUUUAUCAGCAUCUGAAAUCGUUUGGCAUAGUUUGUUAGAAAAUAAUAAACCAUUCGUUGAUUUUGGUCUUUCUAAUGCUACAUAUCAACGCACUGACAAUUUUGAUGGCUCUAAUUUUAAUAUUAUAGAAAUAGGGACGAUUUUAGGUGUAAAUUUGUUACCAAAAACAAUUUUUCCAGAUUUACUAUCUCCUUAUUUUACUGGACCAAAAAAUAUUUUACAUGGAAGGAAAAAAAAAAUGAUAAGAAUAUAUUGGCAUAUGCUAGAUUCUAUUGGUGGAAUACCUGUAAUGGAUCACUUUGAAGUUAAUCUUUUUCCUCUUAGUAUAAAAUUAGAACAUGAUACGGGAAAAAAAAUAUUUGAAUAUAUUUUUCCUGAUAGGAAUACUAUGAAUUUUAAUACAAUGCAAGAAAAAACUCUUUCGAAAAUGGAUACUAAUACAGAUCGUUCAAGUGAUGAAAAUUGCUCAAAAACUCAUACCUGGCAUCCAUUUUAUAGUAAUAGAAAUAGUUCAGUUUCAUUACUUAUGAGUUCAAUUAAAUCACCUAUAGAAUCAUUUUCAUGUUUGUCAAAAUUAUCUCCUCAAUCAAUUAAAUCUAAUUCUAGUUUCCAAUUAUUUUAUGAUUCUGAAGAUUUUCAUAGAACAGAAGCUCUAAAGUCAUUAAAAAAUGAUCUUCAAAUAACUGAUUUAAAUACUUUUGAAAAAGUUGAUAAAAUUAAUAAUAAAUCUUUUCCAAAAGCUGGUGAAGAUUUAAAUCAAAUGGUUUUAAGAGCCAAUAAUAAUAUGACUCUUCUUUAUGUAAAAGUUCCAAGUGUAGUACUUUGUUUAAGUUAUAAAGGGCCAAAAAAAAAAAAUAUAGAAGAUCUUAAUAAUUUUGUUUUCUGUAUACCUACAAUUGAAUAUAGAAAUAAAACAUGGUCAUAUUUUGAUCUAGCAUUACAUCUUAAAAAAGAAGUAGUUAGAGCUAUUAUAGGUCAUACUGGGUCUUUAGUAAAAGACAAAUUUAUGCAGCAUCGUUCUAGUCAAAAAAUUUCUCAAAUAGGAUGUCAACAUAUACUAUUUAAAAAUAUGCCUUUAAAUUAUAAAAAUAAAAAUGUUAAAUUUGAAGAAACAUUAUCAGAUACUGUAAAAAAUAAUAAUUCACUUAAAAGAAAUUAUUUACAUUUCGGUAAUAAAAAUUCAUCUUGUUUUUUAAAGCAAUCAAUUCCUUCUGUAGCAUAUUUAUCUAAAUAUAAAGAUGAAACUGAAGAAUUAGAAGAAAAUAAACUUAAAAAAGCAAAAAUGCUUUUGGGCAAAUUUAUUCGUUAA
Molecule: messenger RNA, 7632 nt
Organism: Pneumocystis jirovecii RU7
Lineage: Eukaryota; Fungi; Ascomycota; Pneumocystomycetes; Pneumocystales; Pneumocystaceae
Exons: 8
Coding region: 1-7632 (2543 amino acids)
Source: RefSeq, a predicted model, not a curated record